Molecule: messenger RNA, 8584 nt
Organism: Scatophagus argus
Lineage: Eukaryota; Metazoa; Chordata; Actinopteri; Scatophagidae
Gene: igsf9a
Product: immunoglobulin superfamily, member 9a
Exons: 21
Coding region: 328-5214 (1628 amino acids)
Biological process (GO): cell-cell adhesion
Molecular function (GO): protein binding
Source: RefSeq, a predicted model, not a curated record
AGGUGGGUGGACUCUGAGGAGCGCAGCGAGAGAGCAGCAAAGUGCCUCGAUGCUUCACUGUCACCUGUACGUGAAAUGAACACCUGUUGCCGGAGGGUUUUUAAAGAAGAAAUACGAUCAUAUUUCAGGUGGUUUGCAACCCCUCAAAGGAACAAGGCCUGCUUUUAGUUUGUCACACACUGACCUGAUCGCCGUACGAACCAAAGUGAGGCAUAAGUUGGACUAAAAGGAGCGUAAGAAGGAUGAGUUUUUAGCAGGAAGUAUCACAGCGGCUGCCAAUAACCGAGCCACAGAUUGAACAUGCUGCAGGUUGUAUGAGUGACAGAUAUGGGGUCAGCGAGAUCGUAUUUGCAGACUUUUGCUGUUGUGGCUGUUUUUUGCCUAUUUUUAGGGAUCACAGAAGGUUCGAGGCCAGAGGUGCAUGGAAAGGCUGGAGGUGUGGUGGAGUUGGAGUGUAGCUUUCCUCCAUCAGAUCCACCCGCUGUGUCCUCAGCGUCCCUACAUGUGGUGGAAUGGAUUCGACAGGGACUCGACAUUCCCAUCCUGAUCAAAUUCGGAUCCUACCUGCCCCGUGUCCAUCCACAAUAUGAGGGGCGGGUGUCUCUGGUACGAAUCACUUCCCUGAGGCUGGAGGAUCUGCAGCUGGAUGACCAGGGCUUGUAUGAGUGUCGAAUCCUCUUACUGGAUGAACCCACAGAUGAGCUGCAAAACGGCACCCAGACUCUGCUUUCUGUAACUGCCCCACCCACUUUCACAGAAGCUCCGCCUCCUCUGGUGGAGGCUCUGGUUGGAAGUCAUUUCUUUCUUUCCUGUGGUGCUAAUGGCAGCCCGACUCCAACCAUCACCUGGCUAAAAGAUGGCAGUGUGAUUCAAAGAGUGAAUUAUCAGGAAGGAGUCUUAUCUCUGCAAGCAGUGAGCAUGCAGUCAGCAGGACAGUACACCUGCCACGCCUCCAACUCUGAGGGAUACGUGACUCGUGUGACCAAAGUGAAGAUCAAAGGUCCGCCUGUCAUUGUCAUCCCUCCCAAAGACACCUCUCUCAACAUGUCCCAGAAUGCAUUUCUCCAGUGCCAGGCCGUGGCCGACCCCCCCAACAUGACCUACGUAUGGCAGAAAGAUGAUGAAAACGUCUAUCACAUAGAGUCUCUGAAGUCACGAGUGAAGAUCAUGGUCGAUGGAACUCUGCUCAUCUCCGGUCUCAUCCCAGAGGAUUCGGGGAACUACACCUGCGUGCCGACAAAUGGCCUGCUGACCCCGCCCACAGCCUCUGCCAAACUCACAGUGAUGCACCCAGCCCUGGCUCUUCAAAUGCCGCAGCAAACGUACCUUCCCACAGGUAUGGAAGGUGUGGUCACCUGCCCAGUGGUAGCUCAACCUCCUCUGCUCCGUGUGGAUUGGACAAAAGAUGGAGAACCACUUGACUUAUCCUUGUAUCCAGGAUGGAUCUUGACCCCGGAGGGCUCUUUGUUUAUGGCCAGAGUCAAUGAUGAUACAGCAGGCGUGUACACGUGUACUCCAUACAACAGCUAUGGCAGCAUGGGUUCAUCAGGGCCAACGAAUGUAAUUCUACAGGACCCCCCAUCAUUCAGCAUCACUCCAGAGAAGCAGUACAGACAGGAAGUGGGUAGAACCGUGCUUAUCCCAUGUCAAGGAAAUGAGGACCCAACAAUUAAAGUGACAUGGAGCAAGGUUGACUUGGCUCGUCGUACAUCUUACUCCAUAGAACCCAAUGGUUCUCUGCUCCUGCAGCCUCUCACUAAGGACCACCAGGGGACGUGGGAGUGCAGCGCUGCUAACCGCGUCGCCGUGGUGAAAACCAGCACACAAGUCUUUGUCCUGGGUACCAGUCCCCACGCGGCUACCUCUCUGUCCGUCUCUCCAGGGGUGAAGCAGGCCAACAUAUCCUGGGAGGCAGGCUUUGAUGGAGGAUCAGCACAGACAUUUUCAGUUUGGGUGAAAAAGAUUUCGGCGAGUGAUAAUGAUGGGAAGCAGGACUGGUUUUCUGUGCCUGUGCCCACCUCAGCUGGCACCAUCCUGCAGGUGACGGGCCUGUCCCCUUCCACAGACUAUCAGUUCAGCAUCCUGUCUCACAAUAAAAUGGGCACAGGACCCUUCAGCGAGAUUGCUACUGCGCGGACCUUGGAUCCUCCAGCGAGGAGGGGUAAACUAAAGCCCCCAGCGUCUCUGUCAGCUAAUCAGGGCUCAGCGGGUGUUGUUCUGCAAUGGUCCCUUCCUGAAGCUCAGCAACCUCCCAUCACAGCAUUUGUUCUCCAAUCCCGCACCGAGCAAGGGGAGUGGUUUAAUUUGGAUGAGGACAUCAGUGCCAACAGUAGCGAGAUAGUCAUUUCGGGUCUGCACAAGGACUGUGUGUACGAGCUGCGGCUGCUAUCUCGUCGUGGGGAGUUGCUGAGCGAGCCUAGUCCAUCAGUCAAUGUCUCCACCAUGGGGAUGGAGAUCUACCCUGCCCCAUCUCAGCUCCUGGAGUUCGUCCCAGAGCCAUUACUGGCCGGCGUGCUGGGUGGGGUCGGCUUCAUGUGCUUGGCACUCAUCUUGCUGCUGGGUUCUGCCUGUGUCAUCAGCCACAAGAGGGACCAGCGCCGCAGAAAGAAGAAGGAUGAGCCCCCUCCUGACAUCUAUAAAUGCUCCCCAUCAAUUAAGAAUUCAGGCACCAGCAGUCCAGACAGUGUGCUGAAGAAAAGCCUACUUCCAGCCAGCAACCUCUAUCCUACCACUUCCUGUACCACCACCUCCUCCUCGUCCUCGCAGACAGACUGUUCCUCCUUUAGCACUGAGAAUCAUCACAGGCGGAAACAUCUAUUGUCCAACUACAGCAGAGGCCGCCUUACAAGAACAACAUCUUCACCAAUUUCUCCUUCAAUUGAGCUGAUCUCUCGAGGUCCAGAUGGCCGCUUCAUACUCCCAUCAUGUGACAAUGAUACACUGAGUGUUCUCAGCAAGAAAAGCACAACAUAUGACAAACUUGCAGGGGUCCGAAGGACUGUUUCACUGCACUCAGAAAGGGAAGACAUGAAAGAGCCACCGUUUGUACUCUCUGUAGAUCUCCCACCUUGCAAACCAGCAGAAGCUAAUUCCACACAGCGAGUUGGUGGUAUAACCCAGCAGCUGCCCUAUCACAGAAAAUAUAUCCUUGAUCAAAAGGCAUCCUAUGAUGGUUUUCCUGACCUCAGCAGCAUGUGCUCAAAUAGUAGUUUGGCCACUGUUCCUCAACAAGACAGAGAACCAACUCUAACUUUUCCAGUGCUCCCACAUAUCCGUUCCGGCCUAGGUCAGCCAUCCACAACUGCCAGCACUCUGGUUCUCCAAAUGGAGCACGAGCGGGAACGAGGAAAUCUGAGUCACUGCCUGAAACUGGCUAAGGAGAGGGAAGAGCUGGAGAGGGAGCUCCAGAAGUACACUCUGGGAAGGAGCUCCAUGAGAGAAACGAGGAGUGAGCAUUUUGACUUAGACAGGCAAGAGGCUGGUGGUUAUGAACUUAUGUGGGAACAUAAGAGCAGCACUUUGCCACACAGAUACCUCCAAGACAGCAAGGAGAGCUUUGGUCUGUCACCAAGCCCUUUUUCAUCAUCUUCUGUGCAUGGGGGAACCCAUCCUUAUGUCUCUCCCUCCACUCUGAUUCCAGAUUUCACUCGUGUCAAUCUGUCUUCACCUAUGAGUCCAUCUUGUUUUAAGUCCAUCAGCCAUCAUCCUGCUGCACCAUUUACCAAACAGACCCAAGUCCAAUCAGAAAGGCCAGGCAGUUUUUCCAAAGACAGAUUAACUCUCCCACAUCUCUCCUCAAAUCCCCAGAGACAUGAAAGUGUAGAGGCAGCACCAGAGGGCUAUGAUAAUUCACCACAAUUAGAAAUGCAAACGAAUGAUUCAUGCUCUAAAGCACGGAGACAGAACAGUCUUAGUCAUGGCAGCAUUUCAACGUUGUCUUUCCAUAGCAAUAAAUAUACUGAAAGAUCUAAUUUGACUCUGGGUGUAGUGCCAGAUUCAGACUCCACAAAAGUGGAGGUAGGGUUCCCUGAACCUUCUGAUGAUGACAUGUGUGUAGAGAUGAGUGUGGAUGAGCCAGAGUUAGAGGUAUGUGUAAUGCGACCUACAACGCCCAUGCUGCACCACAGAAUCGCCUCUCAUGUGCAGCAAGGGCAGUCUCUGACUCGCAGAGGCCGGUACGAGGACAUGAGUAGGAGCCUGAGCUUUAACUGCCGCAGUCCUGUCUCUGUGGAUGAUAUUAUCAAGAAACCAGCUUCUUCACAACCUCCACAACCAGAACUCUGGAAACCUGUAACCCAAGGCUCUAAAAUCUGGGACUCUAAACACCGAAGUCAUAGCCUUGACUCAAGGAGACGCAAAGAGAGUAAUUUUUUGACUCCUGAUGCGUGGGUAGAUUCUCUCAGCCAACAGAAUUGUUCUGCUACAUCUUCCUGUUGUCCAGAUUCUUUGUUCUGGGAACCCCAGACUUCUCCUUUAAGGAAGAUCUCCAAAUCUCUAGCAGAUUCUCCUCCUGCUUCCCAAACUGCCUCCUGUUUACCUCCUGCUGCGAAUGCUUUAUCUCCAAGGAGCAGUCCAGACAGGUCCAUAUCAAAUUCUGAUGUGCCUUGCCACUACGAGCCGAAAAGAGAGGAGUCCGUCUUUCCCAGUGCUUCCAGAUGGCCAAUCGCCCACCAGGAAGCCGUAGAAAAGGCAAAAGGUUCCUUGGAGGCCAUGAAGGAAGCUUCCAGAUGCUUACCACUCAGGAACAGUAAUCAAGAUGCACUAGAAGUGGAGGCAGGUGGCUAUGAGGGAGUGCCAGAGUCCGGGAGCAGCUACAGCAGUUAUGCCAGCAGCGGCCGAGGCAGCAUGGAGCCUGCUAACGGACGUCUGUCCCUGUGUCACCUUUCCCCAGUCCUCACCAGCUCACCAGAGACAGUCGAGGAGAGCCAAGGGAGCACAGAGGACAAGCACAGUCACCAAAUGGAACCAAGCCAAAGGAGAAAGGCCUCAGUUGAUGAGAAUUAUGAGUGGGAUGCUGCAGAUUUCUGCUCACAGCCUGGAGACCAUGAUGGCCUGAUUCCUUCAUCGAAUCUUCUGAAGCCUGCUAGGUGCUGUAGCCUUCCCAGCAUGCAUUGCUCCACAAAGGCACUGAGAAAUUGCACUCAGCUCUCUUUGCUCCCAGGCCAUCAAAGCAGCUGCUCUGCUGAGCCAGAACCAGACACUGUGCUGUUCUGACAGUGCCAGCCUUUGGCCCAUUUCACCUAGUGUGUCCUUUGACUUACUGACUUGCAUCACAAGGUGACAAAAAAGUGCAUGUGGCAGAGAGUGCGCUUUAGAUUGAUCAAUUCAAUUCACUUUUCAAACCAAAAAAGACUAGAGUACAGAAUAUCUUUUUGUGUGUGUGUGGGUGGGUUGGUCUGCUCAAUCUUUUUUUUUUGUUUUUUUUUUUUUUUAACUUGAAAAAUAAUGGUUUUCAACAAUACAGGUUUUAGUUAAAGUAGCUGAGACAUGAAAUCACCUGUACCCUUAUGCAGAGCAUUUAAAGUUUGUUUUGCUUUGUGACUGUCAUGCUCUUGAUAUUUUCUUUCUUUCUGUCGUUCUGCCAAUAUCAAAGCAUUUCACUGUGCUCGAGGAUUCACUACUGUAGUUUGAUGAGGAUUCAUCAUCCAGGGAUGACUCAUUGGCCACGCCAGGGACAAAACGAUCUCAGUCAUCAUCAAGUGACUGGUUUAGGCAGGGGAUAAAUAAGUGUUUAGAUAUAAUCAAUCAGUUUUGAGUUUAAUAAAAUAGAUAUUUAUGAAAUGCCAACAAAUAUGGAAGAUAAAUAGGAAAUGAAAGGUUAUUCGGCUGCACGGUACGGUAGCUGUUCUACUUUAGUUUAGCAUUGUUUUUAAAAGUGUCGUUUCCCAGCAGAGAUCAUUAUCAGCUUUUUUCCCCUUCAAAUUGCUGUUUUUAAGGUUUUUUUCCAUACCAAAAAUUCAUACUGGAUGAAGGCCUUACUUUCCCCUGCAGGCCAUCUAUUUGUUCAGUGAAGCAAGACCUGUAAUUAUGUUCAGUAAUUGAAGAGGGUCAGGUCAACUUGUAGGGUUUGCCCUUGUUUAUUUUUUUUUUAUGGAGAUAAAGGGAGAUUAGCUUUUAUUUUGACUUUAAUUUACCAAGGGUCACUUCACUGAAUGAACACCUGCUUUACACUCACAGAGUUAUUCACACAGGGAGCAAACAGCAGCGCUGAUAAAUGGCACCAGUUGAAUGCUUAUAUGCCUCGUUUGAGGGCAUGUCGACAGCAGGCAUUGAGCACAUCCUUAUCAAAUUGUAUAGUCAUGCUGUCAUUUCAUAAAAUGCUGUAGUCAAAAAUGAGGAAUUAAAAGCAAAUUUCAUUGUAAAUUCGCAAAAUUAGUUGUUAAAGUUUUUCUUUUAUCUGACUGCUCAGUCACAUCAGUAUUUAUAACAGUGAAGUUUCUGAUCCAAUUUUAUUCAUUUCAGUGGUCACCUUAUUAUAAAGGUCCUAUGUUUUUGAUUCAGGGCUGUUUAGUGAUUUAGGGACAGAAAUGGAAAACAAUAUUCACAAUUACUGUUUUCAGUGGAAAGUAGCUAAAGAGUGUUCAAAAAGUCACCACACUUGCUGGUUGGUGUCACAUGCUAAUUUUCAUAUCAUAUAAUUUGAUGUCACCACGUAACCACUUACAUAUACCGUAUACAAGAGAUAUAAAAAUAAAAUUCAAAAAAUCUGUUAAGCUAAACCUAACUGACUCUUUAUCAUUAUCAUUAUCUUUAUCAUUAUCUUUUUUUUAAAAGCUAAAUUUUCAAUAACUUGUUAUGCAGGCUGCUGACACUAAAAUAAACUCACUGUUAUGUACUUCUUUGUAAGUGAUUGUGCUUAGUUAACCUUCCCCCACUGCUUCCAGCACAAUUUGUCAAGAAAGCACAAAUGAAUAUUUGUGGUGUGACUGGGCACUCUUAGUCACACUCAGAGUCUUAUCUGUUGCAAGGGAUAACAGUGAAACACAGUUCAUUGCAAUGUUGUUUUAAUUAUUUUAUGCGGUAUAUAUCCUAAAUUUUUACAAUGAUGCUGAAAAAUUUAAAUCACUGAAAGCACUAAUUUUACCCCCACCUGCUUCCCAGUGUAGAUUGUUUCUGUCAAACCAGCGACGUUCCAGGCACAAACCUGUCACCACUGCUGUAAACCUGCUGAGAGAAACGUGCCUGUGCCUCAUGCUCUGUUUUCUCCAUGAACAAUGAUGGGAUAAAAAAAGGAACAUUGGGCUUUGCUUGCUGCUCUAGCUCAAGGCCUUCACAUUAGUCAACCAAAUAAUUAACUCAGAACUCCACAGUGUACCAGAGCAUUGUGGAGUAUCCAUCCUGUAAUUGAAAUUCACUCAUAGAGGCUGCAUUUACUGCAAAUCAAUGUUUCACUUCUGUAGAACAUUUUCAUUUUCUAGUGUACACAUAUUGUACCACAAGUCCAUAAAUGAUCAAACCGCAUGUGCUGCUCUGGGGAUUUGUAGUCAGCACUACUUUUUUGCCUAUGUUUUUAAAAUUGAAUCCAAAUAUUGCGCUUCCAAUACAUCAAACAAGGAAAUGUGAAAAUAUUUUUUCGUGUACCAUCUACAUUUUUUUAAAAGCACAAUUUUGCCCCUUGUUGACAUUUAGGACUACAACCUGAAUAGCAAAAUCAUACAGGGAACGCAACAGAAUAAAACAAUCCAAAGGAAACCUGUUCACAAAGAGAUGUGAAUAACAGCAAGGGCUCAUAAACUGGACUGUUAUACUGCUACCUUUUUAGUUAUUGUGUGUACUUAGGGGGAUUAGCUUUAAAGCAGGCUCUCUUUUAUUAUGUCCAUUAAACACUGAAUGAAUUAUUUGCAAAUGCUAGGAAGUGACUCUCGAGUCUAACAACCAAUCAAGGUCUUAUGAAAUGAAAUGUCAUAUACAGACUGAAGUGUAACCAAAUGGUGCUCAUGUUACUUCAGCACAGUUCUAAACUGUGAGUAACUCGAGUCUCUUGAGUGAAUGUCAGCAUACUAUAAAGCUUUACCAGACUGUAUUUGCUGUAUUUAAAUGGGCUACGUGAUUAUAGCGUUGUCAAAACAUUCAGAUUGCAAGGAUUUGUUUGUAGAAAAAUGACACAGUAGCAAAGCUCAGUGCUUUGACAAAAUAUCAGGAACAUUUGGACAUUAUAAUUAUUAAUAAUCCUAUAAUUAACAUUAUAGUAAUUAGUGAAAUAACUUCUUAAAAUUUGUUAGAUGAAAUUCAACAGCUUCCUCCAACUCUUCAAAAAUCAAGUUGUAGUUGGAGGCAGCAUGCAGUGCAUGUCAGAGGUGCAGAAAUGGCUUUACUCUCUGCUGCUCCAUUUACACAACGUAAACUGGAGAAGCAAUCUGUGAUGGUGUAAAGAUAUACAGCUUGAUUCUGCUCUUUUGACACUGAGUGGGCAGCGGAUUUCAUUGACUGAUAAAAUACUUGUCUUACAUCUGAACCAGCUUCCAAUUAAACUAAUGGUAUUAGUACUGCAGCACCAGACAACCCCCAUCCUGAGAAAAUGAUCGGAGGUAAUGUCACAGUCAUCCUUUUUAAUGCUCUGCAAUUCCAUUUAUUUAGACUUUUA